Ochotona princeps (American pika) is the source of this 983-nucleotide messenger RNA. Its product is annotated as olfactory receptor 4F6-like. Gene Ontology annotation, cellular component: membrane. NCBI's taxonomy places the organism in Eukaryota, Metazoa, Chordata, Mammalia, Lagomorpha, Ochotonidae. Gene Ontology annotation, molecular function: olfactory receptor activity; G protein-coupled receptor activity. The coding region runs from base 27 to 983 and encodes 318 amino acids. The transcript has a single exon. Gene Ontology annotation, biological process: G protein-coupled receptor signaling pathway. The record is from RefSeq and is a predicted model, not a curated record.
GAGAGUGCUCACUGCUGACAGAGGCCAUGGGUGAUGCCAACCACUCAAUGGUGUCUGUGUUUGUGUUUCUGGGACUCUCUGACUCCUGGGAGAUCCAGCUUCUCCUCUUUCUCUUUUCCUCUGUGUUCUAUGUGGCAAGUCUGAUGGGAAAUCUUCUCAUUGUGCUAACUGUGACUUUUGACACGCAUCUGCAGUCUCCCAUGUACUUCCUGUUGUCCAACCUUUCCAUCAUUGAUGUAGUAUUUAGCUCCUCCACAGCUCCCAAGAUGAUUUAUGACAUCUUCAGGAGGCGCAAAGCCAUUUCUUUUGGGGGCUGUAUAGUUCAGAUCUUUUUUAUUCAUGCUGUCGGGGGCACUGAAAUGGUGCUGCUCAUAGCCAUGGCUUUUGACCGCUACGCUGCCAUCUGUAAGCCUCUGCACUAUGUGACCAUAAUGAGCCCCCGCAGGUGCACUUUGUUUUUAGUUGCCGCCUGGCUCAUUGGCCUGAUUCACUCAGUGACUCAGUUGGCUUUUGUGGUAGAUUUGCCUUUCUGUGGCCCUAAUGAACUGGACAGCUUUUUUUGUGACCUUCCUCGAUUUAUUAAACUUGCAUGCGUAGAGACUGACAAGUUGGGAUUCAUGGUUACAGCCAACAGUGGAUUUAUUUCUGUGGCUUCCUUCUUAAUGCUGAUCAUUUCUUAUGUUUUUAUCUUGGUGACUGUUCAGAAAAAAUCCUUGGGUGGUUUAUCCAAGGCCCUCGCCACUUUGUCAGCCCACAUCACUGUGGUGGUUUUGUUUUUUGGGCCGUUGAUCUUCUUCUACAUGUGGCCAUUUCCCACAACACAUCUGGAUAAAUUCCUUGCCAUCUUUGAUGCAGUUAUCACUCCUUUCCUGAAUCCAGUCAUCUAUACGUUUAGGAAUAAAGAAAUGAAGAUGGCAAUGAGAAGAUUAUGCAUUCAGUUUGUGAAUUACAGUAAAAUAUCUAAAAAUAAUAAGUGUAUAUAA